Messenger RNA from Aplysia californica (California sea hare), 1499 nucleotides. RefSeq lists its product as uncharacterized. The transcript is spliced from 3 exons. Lineage: Eukaryota; Metazoa; Mollusca; Gastropoda; Aplysiida; Aplysiidae. The record is from RefSeq and is a predicted model, not a curated record. The coding region runs from base 843 to 1499 and encodes 218 amino acids.
CAAUUAAUAUAUUUAUAGGUUUGUAACGAGUGUGGGCACUUUUACAGAACAUAUACGGCUGUUGUUCCCCUAAGUGUGAUUGGCGUUGUGUUCACAAACCUUUUAAUGAACAAGGAUUUCGGAACUUCUGGAAGAGAAUACCAUUCUGUGUUUGCGAGAAUCUGAUAUACUGAACUCGUGAAUGGAUUGGCGUUAGUUUGUCAGUGUAAUCUACUGUCAGACUCAAAACGAGGGGAAAGGGUUGAGAUCAUGGUUGCGAACAGUUGACAACUGGAGACAGAGUAAACAUCUGUGAGGAAAAUGGGCUUUUUGUUAUAACAGUGCACCUUAAUCCUAAGGACACUUCAUACAGCUUAUGAACAACUCACUUUGCCAGUCAGUUUAUAACAAUUUUUUCAAUUAGUUCCAUGGGAGAUAUACAGCAUUGGAGCUUGUUAGGAGUAUUCGGUUGUUGUCUGAUGUUAUAAAAAAAAGAAGGCAAAAGUACCAACCAUGUCUUUAAUGAAGAUUUUUCGCCUUUUACGUUGGUAAAAUAAUAAUAUUAUACUCUUGCAAUACUUGACAACAUCAUAGCCUGACCUUAGCCUGACAGUUCUUUCACUAUCUUGCCCCUUCAAUAGACAUACAGUGUUGCUGCCAUAUAGUGCUUCCCGUUAUAAAACCUAGAAAGUGCACACCUUCUGAAAGUAUAGACCUUCCCGGUUUGCAGAUAGUUGACAGGAAAGUACGUUUAAAGAACCUCUAAUAGAGACAUAACGUUAAUUUGUUGAGAGUGAUAAUCGAACUCUUGUCUUUGGACAGUGAGCCUGGCACCGUAACCGCUCAACUGAAGGAUCUCUACAAUGAGUAAACACAGCAAGUCCAAACUGAGAAAAAUUUUCAGCAUUGUCUCAAACUUCAGUUUUGUUGACAAUAAGACAAAGUCUCAAAAUUCGUCACCUGGAUCCGAAACUAAGGCUAGCAGACGCUCAGGUAGCGGUGGGGGUACAAAAAACGAUGACGUAUACGACAAAAAACGUGACACUUCCAGCAGAAAUGGCUCCAUCGUCAAUGCAAAUAACGGUGACGUCAAGGCGUGCCAUCGAGGAGAAUGCUCUACUUCCUGCGUGGAAAAUGAAAAUCGCCCCAGGAAAGGUUCCAAACCUUCAACGAACAGCGGCAGCAAGGCUGCACGCAUCAGCCCUACGAAAUCAGAAGUCUGUUCUAAGACAAGUUUCACUUCCAAACGGCCGUCCAAUGACUUGGCGUGUCCCUCUUGUGACGUCAUUCAUUGCAAACACGAGGUGGGCUUCCAUUGUGUUGUUCCUGACAACGAUGACGUCAUCGCAGACAGGAGCAGACGACGCACCAGCUCCAUGGACUCGAGUGUUGUGACGUCACCAGAUGAGGCUGGGGACCAGGAUUUGUUUCCCAGGUGGCAGUCGUUCCGUUUAGAGGGUCCACGAUGCAGUGAGGAGGUAGAACUUACGGAGGAGCAGAAAGCGGUGUCUGUGGAGUAA